Molecule: messenger RNA, 1396 nt
Organism: Stegostoma tigrinum
Lineage: Eukaryota; Metazoa; Chordata; Chondrichthyes; Orectolobiformes; Stegostomatidae
Product: B2 bradykinin receptor-like
Exons: 2
Coding region: 122-1177 (351 amino acids)
Biological process (GO): immune response; vasoconstriction; neutrophil chemotaxis
Cellular component (GO): membrane
Molecular function (GO): bradykinin receptor activity
Source: RefSeq, a predicted model, not a curated record
CAGCCGUGAGAGUGAGCGGAGCUACAGGAGAGGGUCCCGUGCAGUUGCCACUCCCCAGCGGGGACACUGCCCUCCCCUCUCAGCCACUUUGCCCUUUUCUGGGGUAUCUGCUCUUUCACAGAUGCUAGAGUCUUUACUCGGCAGUGCCCUAAUGACUGUCCACACAGCUCCCAACCAGUCCCUGGCAAUGUCCUCAAAUCUCAGCACCAUCGACAGCUCCAAUGACACACUCCCUUGCCCUGAAGGCAAUUUCUGGGAGUGGAUGUACACCUUUCAGCCUAUUUACAUCAUGGCCGUGUGCAUCAUUGGCAUUGCAGGCAACAGCUUUGUCCUGAUGGUCUUGUGUUUACAGAAAGGACGUUGCACGGUGCCAGAGCUAUACCUGGGGAAUCUCGCUGGGGCUGACCUGCUCCUCUUGGCUGGCCUCCCUUUCUGGGCCGUUAACAUUGCCCUCCACUACAAAUGGCCUUUUGGAGAGUUCCUGUGCCGUUAUGUCAACUCAGUGAUUUACAUGAACUUUUACGGUAGUAUCUACUUCCUGGUGAUGGUCAGCAUCGACCGCUACUUCGCUCUUGUGAAAGUCCUAUAUCACGGCAGAAUACGGACACUCUCAUGUGCCAAGGUCAACUGCUUCAUCAUCUGGAUGUUCAGCUUGCUGAUGAGUAGCCCCAGCAUCAUAUUCCGAAGAGUGAUCCAUGUGGAAGAAUUGAACAUGUCUGCUUGCCUACUCGAUUACCCUAAUCAUUACUGGAUACUGAAGAUGGACAUUGUGAUGAUGGUCAUCGGCUUCCUCAUUCCUGCAACCAUCAUCAGUUUCUGCACCUUUCAGAUCCUAAAUGUCCUCAGAAACAACCAAAUGCAAUGCUUCAAGCAAGCGAGCAAGGAAAACAAGGCCACCACCUUGGUGUUCGCUGUCCUUUUGGUCUUUGUCAUUUGCUGGCUGCCUUUUCAACUGCUCCAGUUCCUCAGGAUCUUUCAGUUUACAAACAUCCUGCAGGGCUGCUCCUUAACAAGUGCGAUUAGUAACGGCAGCCAGAUUGCUACCUUCUUGGCCUGUACCAACAGCUGCAUCAACCCUGUGCUCUAUGUCCUUGUUGGAAAGCAGUUCAGGAAGAAAGCGCGGGAGCUGUGGGUCCGAGCAAAGGUCAGGAAGACAUCUGGAACACAAUCGCAGUGACUCCCUGGAGACCUAUGGCACUGCGGUGACUUACAAAGACCUGAUUUGUUUGCAGAUAUGGAAAGCCUCACAUUGUGUCAUGGAUUUAAUUGUUGACACUAAAAUGUCUGACGUGAGAAAGUUUUUGUGAUAUUUCAUGUUUCCCUAGAUUGCAGCUCGCACAAGCAGAAAAUGAACGUAAUCUCUGUGUAAUGUGAGGAAUGUAAUAAAAGGAGCUGA